UUCGAUUCAGUCAUUCAUUCAUUCAAUAUUUCUAUUCCUCUUCAUUUCGUUCUUACUUGUUUCAACUUGUAAAUAUAUCAUCAUGAAGGCAUCUUGGAUCCUCGCACUGGUUGCGGCAAGUCCCAUGGUCCUCGCCCUAGACCAGGAGCCUCCUACUGGUGCAGAGCUGGUUGACCGGGCGGUUAAGAAGAAGGUUUUAAGCUUCAACUGUGACCAAAUGCCAGAGGUCUGUCACAACAUGUGCUAUGCCACCAACUGCAAGCACAAGCCUAGGCAACUCACCUGGGACAAGCCUAGCGCGAGUAUCGAGGGUAAACGCAGACGAACAGCAGGUUGUGGUAGCAAUAACCGCUGCAGCCAGAAGAAGCUUGGGAAGACGGGGUUCAACUGCGACGAGUACCCCUUUGCCUCGACCAGAAACGCAGAUAGGGGUGGCCAGAUCAACCGCUGCGUUCCAGAAAGGGAAAACAGCCGCCAAGGCUCAGCUCUUAGCCAGUUCUACCGCUCCCGAGGAAAAUACAAGGCCACUGGAUGCAAAGGCAAGAAGAACUGCAGUUUCACUGUCGCCUUCACGGGCGCCAAGGCCAAGACCAUUGGUCCCUGCAAGAAGACGCCCGACUGCAAGAGCGACGGCAACCAGUGGACUAAGACUGGUCCUCUCAAGCGCGAGGAGCCCGAAAAGCCACAAAAUGUGGCAGAGUACAAGCUCCGUCGCAGCGGUGAUACUAUUUUGUCGUCUGAAGACCUGUUGCCCGGUGAUCUCGUAUACCACAUUGUGGAGCGCAAUGCUACGCUAGCCGAGGAGCAUCACGCGGGCCAUAUUUUUAACGAGUUCGCCGGGAUUGAGCAGUAUGACUACAUGUCCGACAACCUGGACAUGGAAGAAGAUGAGAUUCUUGCCAGGAUCUAAUGCAAGAUUUCAUAUAUAGGGGUUAGACUCGCGUAGAGUCCGGGUUUGGAAAAGGGGUGGAAAUUUCUUGUAUAUCUCGCAUUUACUUACCGGCUGGGUCGGGACAUAUAUCAUACAUACUUUCUGUAUAUAACUUAGAUGAUGUAUAUUGUAUUGGGAGGUGUUUGGAACUUUUAGAUGACCUAUAGACAUUAUACUAGACCUCUAGUUGGCCGGGCUAUCGGGGGCAAUAAGAUCUAAAUCUAAG
Molecule: messenger RNA, 1157 nt
Organism: Daldinia vernicosa
Lineage: Eukaryota; Fungi; Ascomycota; Sordariomycetes; Xylariales; Hypoxylaceae
Product: deoxyribonuclease NucA/NucB-domain-containing protein
Exons: 3
Coding region: 83-910 (275 amino acids)
Source: RefSeq, a predicted model, not a curated record